AUGGCAGAAGAAGGAAUGGAUGUCACAAAGGAAACAGCCCUUGUGGAGGUCUCUGCAGGAGGACAAGAUGUAGUAGAAUACGAGAAUGAAGGUGAAGGAGAAGAAGAUCAAGACCAUCACCAACACGAAAAAGCAGCUCCCAACCAGAGACAGACGAUAUUUGCCUGGGGUCUCAUGGAUGUCUGCUUGUAUGUGACGGUGAUCAAUCUGUUUGUGGAGUACGUUCCUCAAAUGACAAUCCAAGAUUAUUCCUUUACUAUUUCACUCUUCACAGCGGUGGUCCUCAAACUGGUCUUGGAAGGAGUCCAUUUUCUGCAACACACAUUCAAAAACUUGUUUUGUGGAACUCACAAACCGUGGUGGUCCAAACCCCUCGGGGCAUUUUUCAUUUGGCUCGUACUCUUUGGAUCCAAAUUUCUUAUCUUGUGGAUUGACGAAACAAUUUUCCACAAGUGGGUCGAUCUGGGAGGCGUCAAACUUAUCAUGUUACUCUCCAUUGUACUCAUGAUUGCCGAGAAAGUGCUCCGCAUAGGAUGGGCGCAAUUGGGACAACCCGAACGAUGGUUGACCUGGAGGGAAGUUUUGGAGGCUGCCAUGCAUUGA
This is a messenger RNA of Seminavis robusta, 603 nucleotides long. Lineage: Eukaryota; Bacillariophyta; Bacillariophyceae; Naviculales; Naviculaceae. The record is from the annotation of a GenBank genome assembly.